Molecule: messenger RNA, 393 nt
Organism: Cooperia oncophora
Lineage: Eukaryota; Metazoa; Nematoda; Chromadorea; Rhabditida; Trichostrongylidae
Source: the annotation of a GenBank genome assembly
AUGGCCUAUUCCGUCACAUAUGUAGGGAUAUUAAUCAUUUCGCUAUGCGGUUCUAGUGCGAUUGAUGCUGGUGAUUUGCUGCAGCAGAGAACCGGUGGUUAUGAAAUGGUGCUCAUACAUGAGGUAUCGGACCUGAGUGCAAUUCGUCGUAUUUCCUUUACAGCAUUUGGACGUUCAUAUGUUGCCGUAUUAGCUCCGACAAUUGAUAUUCUUGAUCCAUAUGCUCAGAUUAAAAUAAGCGAUAGAAGUCCGUUACCACUUGAUCCAAGUGAUCAUUACCGCGGAUACCUUGAAGGUUUGAUAAACAUACUUCUAUACCUUUUCAUAACUUUUAAGAUGCUUCUACCCAUCGCGAGUCAUGAUAUCAUACGACUUCUGAAUGCCUUAGAUUAA